AUGGCCAAGAAGAAGAAGAAGGAGGAGGAGGAGGAGGAGGAGGAGGAGGAGGAGGAGGAGGAGGAGGAGGAGAACAAGCAGAUUGAGAAAGAGGUUGUGGCGCUUUUGGCCGCGGCUGUUGAAGAGGAGAUGAAGAAGCGGGCGAGGGAGGAGGAGGAAGCUGAGGAAGGAAAACCUCGUAAAAAAAACCAAAUAUCAACAGGAAAAGCCAGCUGGGGAGCCGGCCGUUGGGAAAUGGGUUGCUGGCCUCUCUGAGGCCCAGAAACUCCGGUGCUAGGAGUUAUACGACAAGCGUGGAGAGGGGAUCAAGAUGGUUAAGGCCAUAAAGGCUGAGCUCGCCAAAGCACGAGUGGAGGUUGCGCGGUUGGAGGCGCUGCUUAAAGCCCAACAGAAAGAAAUUAAUGAGGAUGGGCUGCGUAUGAAGAUGAAGGAUGCUUGGUGUUUUUUUUGUUUUUAACUUUUAAUCCGAUGUCUAUCAAUGACAUCACAAAUUCAAUGGUACUUGCGUGCAUUUUUAUGAAGGACGCAAAUUGAUUUACUAUCCAUUCACACUCUAACCCGGCUUUUGAGGCUUCCAUAACAGGGUCCAGCAGUGGCCGAUAGGCUAGUAUCGUCACUUUGAGAAGUAGUAGAGGCCGCUCAUCUAAUGAUAAUAUCGUUGAAUGUUUCCAAGAGUCCGUUGUGGC
This is a messenger RNA of Talaromyces proteolyticus, 686 nucleotides long. RefSeq lists its product as uncharacterized. The record is from RefSeq and is a predicted model, not a curated record. NCBI's taxonomy places the organism in Eukaryota, Fungi, Ascomycota, Eurotiomycetes, Eurotiales, Trichocomaceae. The transcript is spliced from 3 exons. The coding region runs from base 1 to 255 and encodes 84 amino acids.